Arvicola amphibius (Eurasian water vole) is the source of this 588-nucleotide messenger RNA. It is a transcript of the gene Tcf15, whose product is annotated as transcription factor 15. The transcript is spliced from 2 exons. The coding region runs from base 1 to 588 and encodes 195 amino acids. NCBI's taxonomy places the organism in Eukaryota, Metazoa, Chordata, Mammalia, Rodentia, Cricetidae. The record is from RefSeq and is a predicted model, not a curated record. Gene Ontology annotation, biological process: developmental process; regulation of transcription by RNA polymerase II. Gene Ontology annotation, molecular function: protein dimerization activity; DNA-binding transcription factor activity, RNA polymerase II-specific; RNA polymerase II transcription regulatory region sequence-specific DNA binding.
AUGGCGUUUGCGCUGCUGCGCCCGGUCGGCGCGCACGUGCUGUAUCCGGACGUGCGGCUGCUGAGCGAGGACGAGGAGAACCGCAGUGAGAGCGACGCGUCGGACCAGUCGUUCGGGUGCUGCGAAGGGCUGGAGGCGGCGCGGCGCGGCCCGGGUCCCGGGGGCGGGCGACGGGCAAGCAGCGGCUCGGGCCCGGUGGUAGUGGUGCGGCAGCGACAGGCGGCCAACGCACGCGAGCGGGACCGCACACAGAGCGUGAACACGGCCUUCACCGCCCUGCGCACGCUCAUUCCAACCGAGCCGGUGGACCGAAAGCUGUCCAAGAUCGAGACGCUGCGUCUGGCGUCCAGCUACAUCGCGCACCUGGCCAACGUGCUGCUGCUGGGAGACUCGGCCGACGACGGGCAGCCGUGUUUCCGCGCGGCGGGCGGUGGCAAGAGCGCGGUCCCCGCCGCCGACGGCCGUCAGCCGCGCUCCAUCUGCACCUUCUGUCUCAGCAACCAGCGCAAAGGGGGUAACCGUCGUGACCUUGGGGGCAGCUGCUUGAAAAUGAGGGGUGUAGCCCCCCUCCGAGGGCCUCGGCGAUGA